GAUAUGACGUAGAAACAAAAAACGGUCGUGUUUGUUUCACGAGAAGGCGUUUUAUCGAUGAUAUUCCCAACAAUGGAGCAUUCUGCUGUUUCUUUCUGUUCUUUUUUAGUAUGACUAAGCUUUUAUUUCACAUUUUAACGGACCGAGCGGGUCGGAAUGGUUGAGUCGGCCCAAAAGAAAGACAGUCUUAUCUUCUCCUAAAACGAAUUAGCCCUGUUAACAGUCAGUGUCGGUUUUGGAAAAAAAUGUCCGUUAGCACAUCUGGGGGAAAUGAAGCGGAAAGUGUCGAGAUUGAGACUGAGUCCAAACGAAGAGGCUCGUAUAAUCCGAGAGGAACUUGAAAGGAGGAGAAAACUCCGAAUACAACAGGUGCGGGAGCAGCAGAGGCAAAUCGCGCUGCAGAUCCGCCGGGAGGUGGAGCAAAGGCGGCAGCAUGAGCUACGGCAACUGGAGGAGCAGCUGAGGGAGGACUGGGAGAGAAGGCAGAGGGAGAAGCUCCAAACGCUGCAGAGCUUGUAUGAAGAGAGCCUCAAGCUUCUGGGUCAGAGCCACAGGAGUGCCAAAGAAAAUGAGCCUGAUCCUGCGGCUGUUGCUCGGCAGGCGGAGGAGAACCAUGCCAAAGCAGAGGAGCGGUACCGGGAAGCUCUGAAGGAGCUCAAAUUCCAUAAGAUUAAAGAGCAGCAGAGACAACAACAAUCCAUCAAUGCCAGGAGGAACGCGCUGCAGAUAGAAAAGGAGCGCUCGGCUAAAGUGGCCAGCCUCCCACCGCCGCCUCCUAAUCCCAUCCAGCAGAUCGAUGCUAAGAAGCCACAGCUUGUAAAGAGAUCAGAUCUGAAUGUCUUUGCUGCCACACGUUACCACAUGCCCGAGACCGCCGUGGAGAAGGAGCCAGAGGCGGUGCAGCCUGAUGCCAGACAGGAAGCUGAGCUGGAAGCCAGGAGACUUCAGGACCUGCAGAGGGAGGAGAAGAGGAGGAGAGAGGAGCAGCUGGAGAAGGCUCGUCUGAGGGGAAGGGAGGCUCUGAGGAGGGAGAAGCUGGCUCAGGACCGGGAGCGUUUGCUGGUUGAGCUGGAGCACAUGCAGCAGACAGACCUGCUGAGGAGGAGGCAACAGGCGGCUCAGAUGCCACAGCAGAUCUUUCAGCCUCUCAACCAGAGGCGGGAGACCAGGGAGGACUUCCAGAGGGAGAUGGAGUUUGCCUUUGAGGACAUGUACACCGGAGAGAGACGGGUUAAAGGGGACCUGGUGGUCCAGUUGUUACCUGAACCUCUUCCAGCGUUGUCCCCCAGCAGCCAGGACCAGGACCUGGAUGUCACUUUGGAUGAGAAUGUGGAACCUCAAGCAGAAAACAUUCAGAAUGACUCUGAGGGUGGAGUCAGAAGCAGUGAGCAGGAGACGUCAGCUGAAGUGGAAGCUGAAAAACCUCCUCCCAGACGGGCGCUGAGGAAACUCCUGGAUCGGAUCCGGAGUCAAAGGAACGACUGGAUCAACAGCAACAGUCACAGUCCUGCAGAAGAUUCACCCACCUGCUUCACAGACCUGAUCCCAGAGAAGGACACCACCAUCGAAUCUGGAUCUCUGUCCAAUGAGCCGGACAGACGGACCCCUGUCCAGCUCUGUGAGCCCACCGUCCAUACUCCGGCUGUGGAACGAGCAGAACCUCCACCUGCAGCAGGAAAUUCCCCUCCAGAUGUUUUUCUCAGCCAACUCAAGCAAGCUGAGGAAGAACGGAAGAAGAGGGAAGCUGAGCUGGAGAGCGAGAAACAGCAGCAGCUUGUUCUGCUUCAGGAGCUGGAAGAGCAAAAAGCCAAGCUGGAGCAGAUGCUGCAGGAGGCCCAGCAGGAGAGGGAGCAGCUGAAGGCUGCGGCCACCCAGGAGGCUCUCCACCUACGGCCACAAGGUCCAGGUCCAGACCCGGACCAGAACCCCACCCGUGCAGCAGGAUUCCCUGCAGCUGAAGAUGAGUCUACCAGGAGGGUCCGAGAAUAUCAGCGCCGCCUGUUGGACCAGAACAGGAUUCACCAGAGAUCAGUGGAAGUGGCUCGGCAGCGCUUGGAGGAAUACCAGCGAGCUCUGCGGAUCCGCCACAACAUGACCGCCGCCUUGCUGCGGCCUCCUGUUCACCCUGCAGGCCUUGUUCACCAAGAGCCGGAACAUUUUUCAGCUCUUCAUGUCCCUUUUACGCCUCCGUCAGAGGAUCCAAAAACCUCUGUGGACUUGUCUGCUCCACCUCCUGCUUCCAGCGGCUCUGUUGGCUCCACUACUAACCCACCCAGUACAGAGGGAGCAGAUGUUACAGCUCAGCUCACCCACAGCAUCCUGGAGAGAGUUACAAAGCACCUGCCGGAGAGACUGAGACCCUCCUCUGACCCCACAGAGCUCAGCGCACACAGAUCAACCUCUGGUCUGACCCGAACCACAGGUUCCAGAAUCCCAGAUGGUUUAUCUCUGGAACCCAGACGGCAGGUUCUGAGCUCCAGAGAGGAAGACCUGGACUGGAGGAGACGGGAGCUGGAGGAGAAGCUCCAUGAGGAGGAGAUGCGAAGAGCAGAGGUGGAGCUGGAGCAUAUGAGGAGGCAGAAGGAGACGCUACAGAAUCUGAUUGAUGAUGAUGAGGAUGAAAGUGUUUCUGCUGCUGCCAGCGAAGGUUUGGAGCCUGAGAACAUCAGGCAGAGAAGACUGGAGCUGCUGGCCUCCCUGCUGAGAGCCAUGGAGGACUCCAAUGGAGGAACUUUAUCGCACUUGGAGGAGCCUGAAGAUGGACGACAUGCCCAGUCUGCGCCUGGAGUCAGAGUGGUUUCAGGCGUCCUUCCAGCAGAACCUUCUGGGUUCAUCCAUCCUCCGCGGACCCAGAGGCCUCCUGUGACUCGGGUCAGGCUGGGUUCAAAGGUGCUGCCCAGCCAACAUGAGCUCAGCGCCAUCCAAGAGGUGGAGACUCCAGUCAACACGAGUCGGGUUCCAGACCCAGAAGACGACGGUCCUUCACACCCAGCGGACUUUGAUGGUUCUGGAUCAGAGGCAGCUUCUAACAGAACUCUGCAGUCACAGAGUUUCUCCAGCUCUGGACCCGGUUCUGCUGAGAAACGGGUCGGCUCCAGCCAUCUUCCCUGGGGUGAGCGCCUGCUGUCCGGGCCGGGAACGUCUCCAGAUUGCUUCGAUUCGGUCAUGAAGGCGACCUCGCCGUUUGGUUCUGAUUCUGGGCGAGGAGCCGACUUUUCCGGUCUGGAGGUUCUGAGCAGCAGAUCCUCCUCAGAGUCUGCUGGUAGGCCGGCUGGAUCUGCCUGCCUCUCCUCCACCACGAUCUCCAGCGGCAGCUACGUCUCCACCGACCCUGAGCCGAAUGUGAAGGCUGGCAGACCGCAGCCCAUCAGUGGACCGGCUUCAGGCGACGUCUCCUCUCCGUGCUCUCAGACUCCUAAGAUGAAGGAAAACUCGGCUCCAAGCCCUCCUGGUCUGUCUGUCGACUCUGUGUUUAAUGAAAGCUGCAUCCAGCGCAUCAUCGACAGAUACACCAGAGAGCUGAACAUUUCCCUCGGUGCUGCAGGGACAGCAGACAGCGAAGGUGCGGCUCUGGAGGAGUCCAGCUCCUCGGUUGCUCAGCAGGCCUCUGUUGGGUCGUCAGGGAUGAGGAUGGAGGAAGAGAACUCAACCGGUGGUCAGGGUGGCCCGGUGGACGCCGCAGCAGCUUCCAGCCACUUCCAGACGAUGACUCCGGGCCUUCCCACCCUGCAGCCUUUCUCUCCUGAUGACUCGUCCCUGAAUGCGGAUCCGGAUCAGAACUCCUUCCGACCUUUACGUGUCCACAUGGCCGACCAGUCGUCUUGUCUUGCUUCAGAGGAGAGACACUCUGUUCUGGAGCAGCUGGUGGGUCAGCCGUCAGCUCACUCGUCGAUGAUCGGGCCCCCGCCCGGGCCACCAUCCGAUCCGAGUGCAUGGGACUCUACUCUGAACCGGAUGAUUGGUCGUCUGACUCAACAGUCCGGCUCUCAUUGGCUGAGCCCCGGACAGGACGUCUGUGCUGGACAUCAGACAUCGGAACCGUUGUGGUUGGAUGAGUUUCAGGAAAGCCCGAUGAGAGCGCUGGUCAGGGAGCUGGACUAUUCAGCUGAUCCGCACACUGGAAGCUCAGCAGAAAGCAGUUCAGAGGAUCAUGGAGUUUCCUCUGAAUCCAGAGAAACGUCCCAGACGGCGCCUCCUGAAGCUCAAAGCCAUUCGGUCCCAAACGCCAGUCAUCGGCUUGAGGAGGUGCAGAACGGACCCGAUUUUAUCGAGCUGGACUCUCACAGGGCUGAAGAUUCGUUCCACCCGCUGCUGCCAGAAAUCACUCACAACGAAACAGCCGACCCCUCCAUGACCUUCCAACUACCACAACACAACAUGUCGGACACCUCUGACAGGAGCCCAGCUGGUGAAGGGCCCGGUGGGUCCACCUCCUCUGUACGGGGGGAUCCCCGUCCUGAGCAGCUCCGAACGGAGGAGCCAAACUACUGCAGAGAAUUACAGGAAUCCUUCUCCCAGCUGGUCCUCUCAGAGUGUCUCCCACAGGAGUCCAUUCACAUGAUGUCCCCCCAUCCGAGGACCGGUUACUCUGUCCCGUCAAACAUCAGCACUUUAGAGGCAGGAGCGUCCAAAGAGCACAAAGAUUCAGUCCCAGUCGUCGAUCAUCAGUCAGAGAUGAAGGCUGAUCCUGAUGAGAAGCACAAGCAUUUCUCUGCUUCAGAGGCGACUUCAUGCGACGUUUUCGUCAACAUGUUGAUCAGUUUGGUUUUUGAUUUAACGUCAUAA
Messenger RNA from Cyprinodon variegatus (sheepshead minnow), 4785 nucleotides. RefSeq names its product centrosomal protein 295kDa (gene cep295). Gene Ontology annotation, biological process: regulation of centriole replication. The transcript has 24 exons. The record is from RefSeq and is a predicted model, not a curated record. The coding region runs from base 271 to 4785 and encodes 1504 amino acids. NCBI's taxonomy places the organism in Eukaryota, Metazoa, Chordata, Actinopteri, Cyprinodontiformes, Cyprinodontidae. Gene Ontology annotation, cellular component: cytosol; centriole; centrosome.